Symbiodinium sp. CCMP2592 is the source of this 594-nucleotide messenger RNA. Lineage: Eukaryota; Dinophyceae; Suessiales; Symbiodiniaceae. The record is from the annotation of a GenBank genome assembly.
AUGUGGACCAUGCCGAGCCUCGGAUCGAAGGUGCGAUGUUUUCUCAUCGUGACCUUUGUCGCGCAGCGCUGCCAAGGCCAACCCUUUGAGCUGGCGCAAACUAUUCCGAAUGUGGGAAUGGCGUGGUCUGCGUUCUCCAUCGAUGGGGUGCAACACUUGGCUCUUGCGAGCUACCACACGGAUUCAAAGGUCUACAAGUUUGAGUCCAGUUCCGGUCUGUUCGUGGAGUUGCAAAGUCUUGCAACAAGAAAUAUUCGGCAUGUGAAAGCCUUUGCAAUCGAGGGAGUGCAACAUUUGGCUUUGGACAUACCAGAACGCCGAGCUUGGCAUUCGGAGCCUUUUGUCAUCGAUGGGGUGCAGUACUUGGCUGUGGCCGAUGACACCGUGGACUCUAAAAUCUACAGAUGGGAUGGGAGCUUGUUCGUCGAGUUUCAGUCCUUCGCCACAAACCAAGCUCGAGCUUGGGCCGCCUUUCAGUUGAAUGGAGCGCAGCACUUGGCUUGGGAACCCGUUGUCAUUGAUGGAGUGCAGUACUUGGCGGUGGCAAACUCUAUGGAUAGCGCAGACAACUACAACCUCGAUUCCAAGGUUUAA